GGUCCGGGCCUGGGCGCCUCGGGGGCCUUGUCGCCCAAGCCUGGGACCAUGGACAAACACAUCACUCCGGGGGAGCUGCUGUGUCUGGGCUCCAGCCUUGCCUUCUCUGGCCUCUUCUACUACCUGUACAGGAGGAAAGCCAGAGUCGUGGCACGCAUACAGGAGGCCCCAAAGCUCCAGGUUGAUGACAAUUUGCCAGCGCUGGUGUCUGCAGCUGAGGGGAGGUGCCUGCCUUACGUUGCCCUGGAAGGCAUAGUGCUGCCAGCCCAGGCUGCACUGACCAGCCACUACCAUGAGGGGCUGCAGGGCGUGAUCCAGAAACUGCUGCUGAAGGAGCAUCGGCUGAUCUGGAACAGCUUGGUCCGAAGCUGCAGGAACAAGGCAGUGAUCAUCCCCUUGUACUCAGCACUGGUGAGGCUACACCUCGAGUCCUGUGUCCGGUUCUGGGCUCCUCAACUCAGGAAGGCCAUUGAGCUGAUAGAGAGCGAGAGUGAGCGGGUGCUCUCAGAGCAGAUCUACACUGUCCCCUUCCUGCUGGCCUCACCAGUCCCUGAGGCAGUGACACAGGUGAGUGUGGACAGCCCGCUCCAAGCCGUCUGCCUGCCCCUGGAGAUGGUGUACGAGCGGUUCCAGCAGCCAACCCAUGGCCUGCGCGACCUGUUGGGCCAGUACCUGAUCGGGGAGAAGCCCAAGGGCAUCCUGGAGACGGAGGAGAUGCUGCGGGUGGGGGCCGGGCUGACGGGCAUUGGGGAGCUGUCCUUGCACCCCGAUGGCUCCCUGCACCUCCAGCCGCCCGCCCAGGGAGGCGAGUUUUUCCUGUGCCUGGGGGACUGGCAGACGGUGCUGUCGGAGCUGGAGGCGGCCAGCGGGCUCUGGAAAGGGGCAGCGCUGCUGUGCGCGGCAGCGGGGCUGGCUGUCCUCCUGCACGCCCUGUGCCGCGCCUACCGCCGCCCCCGCCCCGGUGCCCCUGUGUGCCAGCCCAUGCCCGUGGCCUCCACCCGCUCCCCCCAGGGCUGCCAGCCCGCUCCGCCUGCCUCCCUGUCUGUUGUCAUGGUGACCAGAUACGUGGUGACAGGGAGAGACACUGUCCCUCCAGGGGGUAGCCUCAUCUUCCCACAGCAGCAGCUGCAGGAACAACAGAGGAUGAGCAUCACGCCACUCUUGCACACUUGCACUGGGCUCACCCACAGGACAGAUGCCAAGCAGGACACCUGUCCCCCAACAUCUCUCAGGAUCUGGCUUAGCUGCAACACAGGACCCCCACAUGAGCAGCAGGACCUGGACGGGCACCCCGUGGUUGGGGGCACCCCCGACCGCCUGGGAAAGGCUGUGCCGGGGGGAGCACGCUGCUCUGGGGCCGGGGCGGCCGUGCGGCAGGCAUCCCCGGCAUCCCUGACACUGGCUCCUCCAUCCCUGGCGCUGCCCCACGGCAUCCCCGAGACCCCCGGAUCUGUCCUUUUAUCCCUGGCGCUGACUCCUGCAUCCCCGGCGCUGCCCCACGGCAUCCUCGGAACCCCCGCAUCUGUCCUACACCACGCUGUUCCCCUAGUGCUGCCCUGCAACAGCCCCCGCCUCAUGCCGGGACUACCCCUGGGAUUACCCUACAGCAUUCCUGGGGCUGCCCCGGGACCAUCCCCCAGCACCUCCUGGUGGGGGCUGGGUCCAGCAGCACCCCCCGGGGUGAUGGGAGGAUGGCUCUCCCUCGGUGGUGUUGGGGGGGUCCAUCUGCUCUCCCGUGAUUCUGGUGAUGGGUGGGGGGAGGUCUUGUUAAUCCACUCCCAGGAGGGUGAUGUGGGGAUUACUGGCCCCCCAAGUAGUGAUACUGGAGUGGGGGUCUGCCCACCACCCCCAGAGCAGUGGUGA
Ficedula albicollis (Collared flycatcher) is the source of this 1863-nucleotide messenger RNA. RefSeq lists its product as uncharacterized. The transcript is spliced from 13 exons. Lineage: Eukaryota; Metazoa; Chordata; Aves; Passeriformes; Muscicapidae. The record is from RefSeq and is a predicted model, not a curated record. Gene Ontology annotation, biological process: organelle organization; protein ubiquitination. Bases 49 to 1863 code for a protein of 604 amino acids. Gene Ontology annotation, molecular function: ubiquitin-protein transferase activity.